Molecule: messenger RNA, 1341 nt
Organism: Bipolaris zeicola 26-R-13
Lineage: Eukaryota; Fungi; Ascomycota; Dothideomycetes; Pleosporales; Pleosporaceae
Product: carbohydrate-binding module family 35 protein
Exons: 4
Coding region: 1-1341 (446 amino acids)
Biological process (GO): carbohydrate metabolic process
Molecular function (GO): hydrolase activity, hydrolyzing O-glycosyl compounds
Source: RefSeq, a predicted model, not a curated record
AUGCGCCUUUUCACUGUCGCAGGUCUGAGCCUUUUGGCUUCAGUCGCGACCGCAUCGCUGCAGAUUGUACCAGGAGCCACGUGGACUGCAACAAACAUCGGCCAACAUAUCCAAGCUCAUGGCGGGGGUAUGAUCAAAGAUGGCGGAAAGUGGUAUUGGGUUGGUGAAGACAAAACGAAUGGCAGUGCUUUCCAGAACAUCAACUGCUAUUCAUCGAGCAACCUUGUAGAAUGGACUUAUGAGGGCGCUAUUCUUUCGCGCACCGCAUCCGGCGACACGGGCCCCAACCGUGUCAUCGAGCGACCAAAAGUAAUCCACAACAAGAAAACCGGCAAAUAUCUGCUUUGGAUGCACAUCGACAGCUCGGAUUACAAAGACGCGAAAAUUGGUGUAGCGAUUGGCGACACCGUUUGCGGAAAGUAUACUUACCUGCGGAGUGAGAGACCACUUGGAUUCGAGAGCCGAGACUCGGGCGUCUUUGUCGAUGAUGAUGGAAAGGGCUAUUUACUGACAGAGGAUCGCGCAAACGGUCUUCGCAUCAAUGCCCUUUCGGACGACUAUCUCAACGUCACAACAAACGUCUACAAAUGGGCUGAAAAAUACGAAUCACCGGCUGUGAUCAAGAGCAACGGAGUAUACUUCAUGUUCGCCUCUCAACUCACCGGCUGGAACCCCAACGACAACUACUACAGCACCGCAACCUCUCUUUCCGGCCCGUGGUCCGCAUGGAAAAAGUUCGCAGACUCAGGAUCCAACACGUACGCGUCUCAGACCACCUUUGUCCUUCCCGUCGGCAACAGCUUCAUGUACAUGGGCGACCGAUGGCACAGCGAAAACCUCAUGCGAAGCACAUACAUCUGGCUUCCACUGCAAAUCUCCGGCACAACUGCCACCAUGAAGAACGCGGUGAACUGGAUUAUCAAUCCCAGCACUGGCGCCAUGACUGCGGGGCCCACCGAAAACUCCUACGAGGGCGAAUCCGCAACUCUGGCCGGCGGCGCACGCACAAUCUCAUGCUCUUCUUGCUCGGGUUCGCAAUCAGCGGGGUACAUUGGCGGUACAUCAUCUGGCGUUAUCACGUUUGCUAAUGCCCAGUCUUCGGCUACGACACGCACUACGCUUAGGAUCAAGUAUCUCAAUGGUGAUAGCACGCAGCGGUAUGCGGAUGUUACCGUCAAUGGGAAGACGCAAAAGGUGGCGUUUGUUCCGCAUGGUGGAGGCGAUCCAGGUAGCUCGGUUGUGCAUGUUGAUUUGAACCAGGGCAGCAAUCAGAUUAAAAUUGCAGGAAACAAUGGAGGGUGGGGGCCUGAUAUUGAUAGGGUGUUUGUGCCUGUCAAUUAA